Messenger RNA from Hypomesus transpacificus, 3537 nucleotides. Its product is annotated as nuclear receptor subfamily 6 group A member 1-A-like. Gene Ontology annotation, molecular function: zinc ion binding; sequence-specific DNA binding; DNA-binding transcription factor activity. Gene Ontology annotation, biological process: regulation of DNA-templated transcription. The transcript is spliced from 9 exons. NCBI's taxonomy places the organism in Eukaryota, Metazoa, Chordata, Actinopteri, Osmeriformes, Osmeridae. Bases 218 to 1534 code for a protein of 438 amino acids. The record is from RefSeq and is a predicted model, not a curated record.
UGAAAGAGCCGCAGAGAUCCCAGUGGAACUGGACAGAGGACACAGGAAAGUUAGAGAGGGGAUAGAUAGAAAAACAGAGGGAUAGGGAGAAAAUGCAAAGGUCAUGAGGUCUAAUCUCUUACAGUGGACUUUGCGUGUACAGUGAAGAGUGAGUGGACAUACACUACCUGUGUGGAUGGUUGCCAGAUGACCAUUGGGAGAUAAGGACCAGUAUGCAAUGGAUACAUGGGAAGGUGGCCAGGCUGACUCGCGCUCCUGCCUCAUCUGUGGUGACCGUGCCACAGGCCUGCACUACGGCAUCACCUCCUGCGAAGGAUGCAAGGGGUUCUUCAAGCGGAGCAUCUGCAACAAGCGCGUCUAUCGUUGCAGCCGAGACAAGAACUGCGAGAUGUCACGCAAGCAGCGCAACCGCUGCCAGUACUGCCGCCUUCUCAAGUGUCUUCAGAUGGGCAUGAACCGCAAAGCAAUCAGGGAGGAUGGGAUGCCAGGAGGGAGAAAUAAAACCAUUGGGCCUGUUCAGAUUUCACACCAAGAAAUUGAACGCAUUAUGACAGGCCAAGAAUUUAAGGAAGACAACCAUAUUCCAGAACACUCUUGGGGAGACAACAUGGACAACGAGCAGAGUUCCCCCAACAAUGGUGUCUCUGAGGUCAACCAUCCUUCCCCAAUGUCCACUCUGUCAUCCAGUCGAUCAAUGGACAUCAGCAGCUACAAUGCUACCUACCAGGAACAGUAUGUUGGCACCCUUGUACCCUUGCACUACCAGUCUCUGCCGCACCUUUUUGGCUACAUGGAAGAGUCUGGCCCUUUUCCCAGUCCUGCUCGCAGCCUGUAUCCCAAAUCCCAGACCCUGGUGUCACAGCUGAUGGCUGCUGAAGACCUGGCGCCCCUGGGCACCCCCAUGCUGAUAGAAGCUGGGUUCGGGGUAACCCAGGUGGAGCUUUUUGCCCUGCUGUGCCGUCUGGCAGAUGAGCUGCUGUUCCGUCAGAUCUCUUGGAUCAAGCAGCUCCCCUUCUUCUGUGAGCUGUCCAUCGAGGACUGCACCCGCCUGCUCAGCGCCACCUGGCAGGAGCUCAUCUUGCUCUCCAGCUUCACCAUAUACAGCGCACAGAUCUUUGGAGACCUGGCAGCCGUCACCGCUAAAUACUCACCCUUGGAUGACCAAUUGAAGGAGUUUAGCGAAGAUGGAAUGGAUGUAAUGGAGAGGUUGAUUUAUCUGUUCCACAAGUUCCAUCAGCUGAAUGUUAGCAACGAGGAAUAUGCCUGCAUGAAAGCCAUCAACUUCCUCAACCAAGAUAUCCGGGGCCUCAUUAACGUUUCCCAGCUUGAACAGCUUAACAAGCGCUACUGGUAUGUGUGCCAAGACUUAAUGGAGUGCAAGUACCCACAACAACCAAAACGCUUUACAGAGAUCAUGAUGUGCCUCCCCGAGAUACGCUGCAUCGCAGGGAAACUGGUGUAUUUCCCAGUGGAACAACUCCCCCUACUGUUUAAAGCAGUGCUGCACUCCUGCAGAUCAGGCCUCAAGCUCUGAGGAGGGACACUACCUUGCAUGACAACAGGCCUGUCACUGUCUGCUGAAAACCCAACUGGUCACCUGAAGGCAAGCCGCAAAGGACAGGAACUUCCUCUCCCCAAUCCUAUUUGCCCUUUUAUGAAUGUAAUGUGCAACGUGAAUGUUUUUCCUAAAUGUAUUUAUGACAUGACAGAUCUGAAUGUAUUUUCAUCUACGCAAGGAACAUGCCACACGCCUGCAAAUAGGCUACACAAAAUUAACCAAUAAUUCUUUUGAAGCGUAAGUGUAAUAUACAAGUGUGUUGAUCCUUAGGAAUGUAGCUAUUUUCCCCAUUUCAUUUGUAGAAAAAAUGUAUAUUUGGGGCUUCCACUUAAAUAAUGAAUUUGAGAAAGUUGAUCAAGUGUAUGUUCUGUAUUGGUAAAGACAACAUCACUAUUCAUGUGUAUUAUUAACACAGCAUCUGCCACACUUUGUAUUAUAAAAUACAUGUAACAUCGUUUGCUAUAGUGUUCAAGGCCAGAUGAUGUCCAGAGUGGACAUGUCUUUGUUAACACAUCUUCCAACAUCAAAUGAGUUUAUUUCUUCGGUUUCCUCUUUUGCCCUCUCUAUUAGAGGCAUUAAUAUCAACAUGCGCGUGAAUCUGCAUGUCUGUAUUUUCUGUCUCAUUAUGCAAGUGAAGGGAAGAGAUUAAGUUAUAUUUUAGGUGUAUUAUCUACAGUUUGGCAUUUACUUGUAUUCCUUGCAUUUCAAUCAAUCAACUAACUGGUAAUUGGUCCAGGCAGUUGUACUGUAGUUGAUCUCUAUUGGAGACGUAUCUGUAGAUGCCAAGGAGAUCAGAGGGGAAAGAUGCACACUGUCUCAGCCCAGGUGUGGGUAGGAGUGGAUAUAUAAUAAAGAAUAAAUGCAAAAAUGACAUGUAGUAUGCGUACAGUGUACACUGCUCUUUGAUAAAACACAGACAUUGUUAAUUCUUUAUGUGCCAACAAAAAGCUUAGAGCCCAAAAUAAUUAUGUGGUAUUUUCUUACUUUGAGCCGCACAAAUUUGUGUUCUUAACAGGGUAAAUGUGAGUUUGUUGUACUCAGGAGUUACUCGGGAAUCAUGUUUAGGAAGUACAUUGUAGUAUGAGUAGAUGUAGCUUUUAGGAAACUUCUUGAGUCCUUUUUAGUAGCCGUCUUGCCUUUUGGGAAUUUCUUUUUCUAUCUAUUAAAGGAAAGUUUGGCAUUCUUUGUGAGUGUUUAAACAGUAUUACAAGUCAAUUCUUUAGUUUUUUGUAAAAAAUGAUGACACUUGAGUUCUCAAUGUCUUUGAAACUGGUUGGACUUGUAUUAUUUGGUGUCCUAUACACAUGGCAAAUAAGGCCUGUCACUUGACCAUUACAAUUGCCCUCCCCCAUAAAACAUUCCAAAUCAUUUUCAAAAUAUUUGUUAUAUCUCUUGAAUGUUUACAUAUUUUGCACCAGACAAUGAUAUAAGAAAAGUUACUGUGCCAAAGUUACCAUGUGUUACUGUGAUUGAUGUUUGAUAUGCUUUGGUUUUUACGUUCUUAGUCAGAGCUCGUUGUUCGGCAUUUUGCUCAAGUCUAGAAGUGCCUCCAUCUUAGCCAACUCCGUCAGCCUUGUGUGUUCAUAUAGUUCUUGAGGAAAGCUUAUUCAGCAAAUGUGUUUGUAUACACCACAUUUAACCAUGUCUCCCACUGUUAGUUUUAUUUGAAUUUAAAUGUUCUGUAUGGAUUUUUUGGCUUGUUUGAUAAGAAAAGCUUCACUGUCUAAGAAUUCUGUAUUAUUCGAACAGAAAGAGUUUUUGUUGUUAUUGUAGGUUUUAAGUCUACGGUUUGGUCCAGUCAUGUAAUUGACAAAAGGUGUAGUCCUCUCGGAGCUGUAGAUAUUGCAUGGAUUCACUGUGAGUAAUGCAAGUUACCAGUCUGUAGGGAGACUCUCUUUCUGUUUGUCAGUUAAGUUCUAGUUUUCAAGUCCCAUGGCCACUCAGGGAAGUGAAAUGGUUGAGUUCAGACCGUUGUUGUA